ACCAGAAGCCGAUACUUCGAACCCUAUUGAGCGCUCUAACACCCUAACAGCGAUCACAUUGCCCGAUAAAUCGGCCCUAACGCACCAACUAGUGAGAUCGGGCGGUCGGACGCUCACAAUCACCCGAUAUCGGGACCCUAACUCUCUAACUGCGAUUAGACUUCCCAAUUUACAGUGUACCCGAUGGAUCGUGCCCGAUAGAUUGGGUAGUGAAAUCGACGCUUUUGUGGUAGGUAAGUUGGACUUGGUCCAUGUCUGUGUGUAUCUCCUUAUUAGUCUGUGGAUAACUAUUAUUACUGUUCUCUUUGACUUUACUCAAAGAAAGACAUUUCGACAUUUCUUUAAUUGAUUGAGUUCGUAAUUAUUGUGAUGUGAUGUUCUUGAGUGGUACAUAAAUAAUCGGACUGACUCACUUUAAGUUGCAUUUUAUUACAAUGGCAAACGAUGAAGCGAUACUGAAGCAGUAUUUGGCUAAGUACAAACAUCGAGACUACACCUCAAGGGAAGUGAUAAAUUUAAUCCAAGUGUACAAAAGUUUGACUUAUCGUUUGGAAAUCUUCGUGUUUAACAAUGGAGUCCGCAAAGAUUUGCUCAAUAUGGAAGGAACGAUCCCAGUUAAUUAUAAAGGAGUAUAUUACAAUAUUCCUGUUUGUAUUUGGCUUAUGGACACGCAUCCCCAAAACGCCCCUUUGUGUUUCGUCAAACCUACAUCAGAUAUGUCUAUCAAAGUUUCUAAAUAUGUAGAUAGCAAUGGAAAAGUUUACUUGCCAUAUUUACAUGAGUGGAAUUCAAAUUCUACACUUCAGAAACUUAUUCACUGCAUGAUUACUGCAUUUGGCGAAAUACCACCAGUAUAUUCAAAGCCACGAAAUGAAGGUAGACCUCCGUAUCCUGUGAACUCAUUUAUGCCGCAACCUUCUGGUUACCCAUUUCCUCAAGUUUCAACUCAGCCAGGUUUUCCUACUGGAACACCUUAUCCUACAACCUCAAACUUACCUUACCCUGGCUAUGGCGCUCCAUACCCAGGUUCAGUUAAUACUAAUGGCAGUUCAUUUCCUCUACCAGGCCCAACAACAACUCCAUAUCCUCCAGUUUCUACCUAUGGUGCUGAUCAAAAUACUUCUGGUGGUACUAUAACAGAAGAACACAUUAAAGCCUCUUUGCUGUCAGCUGUUAUAGACAAGAUGCGAAGAAGACUAAAUGAACAGUCUCAACAGUCACAAGCAGAACUUGAAACUCUACGUCGGACACAACAGGAACUAAGAGAAGGAAAGGCUAGACUCGAAGAUAUAUUGUCUAGAUUAGAUAGAGAACGAUCUGAAUUAGAUAAAAAUGUAGCUGUACUACAGGAAAAAGAGAAAGAACUCCAAGCUUCUGUGGAACGUUUGGCAGAACAAGAAGGCAUUGAUGUAGAUGAGGCAGUGGUGACCACUGCACCAUUGUACUCUCAACUUCUAAAUGCUUUUGCCGAAGAAGCUACUUUGGAAGAUGCUAUAUAUUAUAUGGGUGAAGCUCUACGCAAAGAAGUUAUUGAUUUGGAUACUUUUUUGAAACAAGUACGUACAUUGGCUCGCAAGCAAUUCACUCUGCGUGCAUUGAUGCAUAAAUGUAGACAGAAAGCUCAACUGGCAUGCUAGUAAUCGAUGACUGUAUACUAAUACAUUAUUGAACAAGAAAUUGAGGAAUCAUGCGAUAUCAUAUAAAGUUAAUGUUGAUUGCGGCUUGUAAUAAAUGUUGUAUUGCUUUUUAUUAAAAGUCAUAAUUUAGUUUAUUUUUAUCACUGGCUUUUUAUGUCUUAUAAAGGAGUAAUUAUUGUAGCUCUUAUAUAAACUAUAUAUUGUAUUGAUGCUAUAUCAUAACAUUUGGAGGUGGACAGAGAUGUUUAUUUUAUUGAAAUGUAUUUCAAUGUAACCGAGUGGUAAGUGUAAUUUUUACGCUAACGCGUUCACUAGUGAGCGCAUUAAGAAUUUCUAUGGAGAUUUGUAGUUCUUGGUAGUUACCGCUAGGGGCGCUGUACCGGAUUCCAUACUCUGAUUACUGAUUUCUUAUUUUUAACUUUUUGAAUUCCAAAAUCUAAUUAUUAUUAUAAAGUACUAGUUCAUAUUCAAUUCUGUGUAUUAUAUCCCAUGGGAUUGAUUAUUCUCUGUUUUUGCAAGGAAUCAGUGUGGAGGUAAAGACACAAAAUUGACUUUAUGUCUUAGAAUACAGAGAACUGGUAUUCUUGAAUAGGUGUUCAAAAAUAAUAAAUACUUACCAUAUUUUUGCUUUUAAUAUAAUAACAAUUCAUAUGUUGCUGAUAACAAUUAUAACACAUAUUCAUCAAAAUAAUAUUUAUUGUAGUAGAAAAAUAUUCACACUAUGUCUAAAGAAUGGGAAA
Molecule: messenger RNA, 2377 nt
Organism: Diatraea saccharalis (sugarcane borer)
Lineage: Eukaryota; Metazoa; Arthropoda; Insecta; Lepidoptera; Crambidae
Source: the annotation of a GenBank genome assembly